ACUGACAACUCGUCCAAAACCUCACCUUUUGUGCGAUUCCCAAGGCACGGUGCCAAUCUCGGGCGCUCCCCCACCCCCUUUCCCCAUAUAUACCGUUUCGAUCGCUCAGAGCGGACGGUUUUAUUUUCCCCCUUUCCUUCUCGAGGAACCUUUGCGCAACGCCGGCAUGUUCGACAUCGAUUGGAGGGGGCUUCUGCUGCCCCUAGCGUAUCUGGUGGUCUUGGUCGGCACAUUCAUGACUUUCUCAACAGUCUACCGCAAGAGGAAAGCAGUCCAAAGCGCAAACCUGGCGCCAUGGUUCGGGCCACAUCUUCAACGCAACAUCUACCUGUCGCUGCUGCACAUGGAGCCCGAGGAAGGGUCCGAGAAGGCGCCCAAGGUCCCUGAUAGCGUCAUUCGGGCGGCCCUCCUGCGGCGCGCCGUCGAGGACAUCCAUCGCAUCAUCCAGAUCCGUACCGCCAAGCAAGCCUGCAGCUCGUUGCUGCAACGAGGGAGUGUCGGCGACGACCUGUGGCAGCGGUUUCAGCGCGCCGAGAAGGAGAUGGAGGAGGAGCUGCGGGACGUCGUGAUGGAGGCAAACGCUCUCGUCCCGGGUUGGGGUCAAAUCAUUUUCCAGUCCGCCAACGAGAUUGCCGCAAACAAAGUUCUGCGCGACCGGCUCGGGGAGAUUGAGAAACAGACGGAGCGCGACAAGGAGUGGUGGGAGAAGCGCCGGGCCAGCAUCAAGAACGAGUUUAUGAAGGAACUGGACGAGGAGGCCAAGUAGAGAGGGUUGCAGAACAGGGCCAAUGCGGCCGACGUGACCGAUAACGAGGACGAGCUUGUCCCGCUGGGCGCGAAACACUCCUUCGGCCACCCCCUACGCAAACGCUUUCCAGGAAGGAAGAAGACCAGAACAUCACAAUAAACGACAAAGAUAAUCUGUGCGAGAUCGCCGGGGGGCACUGAGCGCGCGUUCGGAAAUAGUGUUGUAUAGUAGAAGGGGUGGCACGACUGGGCCACUGACAGCAUCGUGCAUGGCGUUGGGCGGUGCAGAGGUAUUGUCGCCUUGAAUCCCGUGCAUCCAGUGGUCUGCGCGAUGGCAUGUUUUACGCCGGGACGAAAUGGGCAGAAGAGAGAGAGAGAGUCCAGACUUGUGAGAUGUUUUAAGGUUUGGAUAG
Thermothelomyces thermophilus ATCC 42464 is the source of this 1160-nucleotide messenger RNA. RefSeq lists its product as uncharacterized. Gene Ontology annotation, cellular component: Sec62/Sec63 complex. NCBI's taxonomy places the organism in Eukaryota, Fungi, Ascomycota, Sordariomycetes, Sordariales, Chaetomiaceae. Bases 167 to 766 code for a protein of 199 amino acids. The transcript has 3 exons. The record is from RefSeq and is a predicted model, not a curated record. Gene Ontology annotation, biological process: post-translational protein targeting to membrane, translocation.